AUGAGCAGCAUUGAUACAGAAGAGUACAUUAAUGUAUUUAAUAGCCUGGAUAGAAAUAGAGAUGGUGCAGUAUCUUGUGCAGAACUGAAACAAGGAUUGGUAUCUUGCGGUUUCGGUGACGAAAAUCUAAAGUCCCUGAUGGAAUUCCUGGACUCAAACCAUGAUGGAAAAAUCUCCUUGGAUGAAUUUUUGGAAUUUUUUGAAUGA
Heterobilharzia americana is the source of this 207-nucleotide messenger RNA. The record is from the annotation of a GenBank genome assembly. Lineage: Eukaryota; Metazoa; Platyhelminthes; Trematoda; Strigeidida; Schistosomatidae.